Nicotiana tabacum (common tobacco) is the source of this 927-nucleotide messenger RNA. RefSeq lists its product as uncharacterized. Lineage: Eukaryota; Viridiplantae; Streptophyta; Magnoliopsida; Solanales; Solanaceae. The record is from RefSeq and is a predicted model, not a curated record.
AUGGCUGAAAUAGCAAAUUUUCACCAAUGUAUAGAACAAUGUGACUUAAUAGAAUUGCCUACAAGUGGUAGCAGAUAUACAUGGAAUGACAGACAUGGGGAUAGUAGGAUCUUAUCCAAGAUUGACUGGGUGUUUAUUAACUCAGAUUGGCUCAUUUCUAUGCCCAAUUUUAAUGCACAAUACUUAGAAGAAGGAAUCAGCGAUCACUGUCCACUCAAGAUAUUACCCAUCAAUGUACACAGGAGAGCCAAAAGUAUUGCAAUGUAUGGGCCUCAUCCAAACUUCCUAGAUGUAGUUAAGGAGGGGUGGAAUCAGGCAGUACAAGGGUGUAGCAUGUUCAGAGUAGUCAAGAAGCUAAAACUGUUGAAGCACAAGCUUAGAGAUCUAAAUAGAAGGCACUUCAAUAAUAUUGUAGCUACAGCUGAUCCAGAUAAGUUGGCUCUUGCCAGAGCACAAGCAGAAUUACAUAAUAAUCCAUUGGAUACUAGGUUGCAGACUGACCAAGAAGACAUAGCAGCAAUCUUUGUGGACUACUAUCAGGAAUUGCUAGGGACAAAGGGCAGAAAUAGACCACAAGCUUUUCAUAGUUUUCUGAGGAAUGUGAAGACACUGUCAACUACCCAACAAAUGCAGUUGGUAAGGCCAUACUCAGUUGCUGAGGUUAAGACUGCUAUGUUUAGUAUAGAGGAAACAAAGAGCCCUGGACCAGAUGGAUAUGGGAGUGAUUUCUAUAAAGCUUCAUGGUCCAUUAUUAGAGAUGAGGUGACAAGUGUAGUACUGAAGUUUUUUGAGAAUGAGCAACUACUCACACAGAUCAACUCUACUAUUAUUGCUCUUAUUCCAAAAGUGGAUAAUCCCCUACUGGCCGGUCAACUCAGGCCUAUUUCAUAUGCUGCAAUGUCAUUUACAAGUGCAUUUCUAAGAUAA